AUGAUUUUGAACACGAAGGUCUGGUGGGCAGUCUCGCACCUCGACCCUUUUACCAAGUCGCUGGACGAGUCGCAGCGCAAGACUCUCCGGGCGCGCUUCCACAACAGUAAGCGCUACGGGAAACGGUGGAUGCAUGUGCUCCUCACGGAGAAGCUGGGCCGGGGUAUCCUGCUGCUUUGCUCGCCAAAGCUGGCCAAGAUGGUCUCGCUCACGGAUUGUGCAUCCGUUCAGCCUUCUCCGCCAAAGUCGUUCUCUAAUGGAGUCAGACUGGAGACAGAAAAGGACAAUGCGGUUGUUGUGGUUCAGACACCUCGGGAAGCGUACAAGUCUCCUUCGGCCGCACGGCAGGCCGUAGAAGCAAGGAAUAUAGCCACAACAAACCAUGCCAUUGAGCAAAUUGGAUUCGGCAGAUACCAAUGGCAGCUCUUUAUGACGUGUGGUUUUGGUUUCGUCAUGGAUCAGUUAAUCAUCGUCUCCUUGGCCUUGACGCAGCCUCAAGUUGUCAAGCAAUGGCACGUCAAGUAUCCCGCCAUGAUUAUUUGCGCCGUCUACGUAGGCGCGCUGCUGGGUUCCAUUCUGUGCGGCUUCUCCGUGGACAUUAUUGGCCGCAGGCUGGUUUGGCAAGUUUCACUUAUAUUUGUGUCGAUUUGGACCCUUGACUGUGCUGCGUCCCCCAAUUUCGCUGUACUGGCCGUCUUUGUAGGGCUGCAGGCAGGAGGUGGAGGUGGAAACUUUGCCAUUGAUCUCACUGUUUUCAUCGAGGCGCUUCCCAAAUCCAAGGACUAUAUUCUAGCUGCAAUCCCACUUUGGUGGAUAUGGCCACUUACUGUAAACUUCUCCUGUCCUCAGGAUAGCACCCCGGAAACUUGUCACAGCUCUCAAAACAUGGGUUGGCGGUACCAGUACAUUGCCAUUGGAGCGCUUUCGUUCAUCAUGGCCUCGGUUCGCAUCUUCCUCCUCAAGAUGGAAGAGUCGCCCAAAUGGCUCAUCUCGCAGGGCCGUUUCGACGACGCCAUGACUUCACUGUCACGGAUGGCCCAUGUCAAUAAACGUGCCACAACCAUCACGGCUGGUGAUUUCGAACCAGUCGUCCAUCUUCCAGCCCGUGGCAAGAAGUGCACGCUCUUCAGCUCUCUGCACGUGAAGGGAUUGUUUAUAAACAAGAUGCAGAGUUACUCUACUGUAACCAUUAUAUUCUUGUGGAUCUGCAUUGGCGUAGCUUAUCCCGUUUUCGUGCUGUACCUCCCAGCCUAUCUCCAGCACAACGGCACCAAUUUUGGAAACGGCAGCAUUGCUCAGACGUAUCGCGACUACGUCAUCUCAGCAACAGUCGGCAUCUUCGGCCCCAUCUUCGCAACGUAUCUUGUCAAUGUGCCAUUUCUUGGUCGCCGCCGCUCCAUGGCAUUGACGGCUCUUUGCGCGGCCGCGUUUUGUGGCGGCUUUACCGCUGUUCGCACCGAGGCUGCCAAUAUCGCCUUCUCGAGCAUGAUUAGUUUCUGGCAAAGCGCCUUUUGCGGCAUCCUCUAUGCGUGGGUCAACCGCCUCUCUUUUCUCCUCGCCUGUAACUGCUGCUGGAUUGAUAAACGAUGA
Metarhizium brunneum ARSEF 3297 is the source of this 1590-nucleotide messenger RNA. Lineage: Eukaryota; Fungi; Ascomycota; Sordariomycetes; Hypocreales; Clavicipitaceae. The record is from RefSeq and is a predicted model, not a curated record.